This is a messenger RNA of Solanum stenotomum, 2761 nucleotides long. Its product is annotated as cysteine-rich receptor-like protein kinase 2. Gene Ontology annotation, molecular function: protein kinase activity; ATP binding. The record is from RefSeq and is a predicted model, not a curated record. Gene Ontology annotation, biological process: protein phosphorylation. Lineage: Eukaryota; Viridiplantae; Streptophyta; Magnoliopsida; Solanales; Solanaceae. The transcript is spliced from 7 exons. The coding region runs from base 457 to 2430 and encodes 657 amino acids.
UGAUGAUUGAUGUUGGUUGAUGUCAGUUGUUGUGGGUAGAGGCUAGUGAUAAUGGUGGCUAAAAGUUAGGGGCAGAGCUAACAUUCCGAUUAUGCGUUUGGUAGAACAUAGAAGGUUUUUACAUAGAUCCCGUAUUUGUGUUAAAAAAUUACUUAAUAUGUAUAAAUAACUUAUCAAGAACGCAGUAACUUUCUUGUUGUGGAAUCUAAAAUUCGUAAACUCAAAAUUCUAACUCUGUCUCUGCUCAUAGUAGUGGCUAAUAAUGGUUGUAGAUGGUGGCCGGUGGAUGAGAGUAAUAGUUAAUGGUGAUGAUGAGUGAUCACAAUGAUUGAUGAUAUAUAGUGGAGACUGUCGGUAGUGAUUGGUGGUGAUGAUCGUAAAUGAUGACUAGUUGUGAUUGGUGACGACGUCAGUUGUGGUUAUGGAUGGUGCUCAAUAGUACUCACACUGUUUUCUAUGUUGUACUUGUACAGCGCGUGCCCAUCUAGCAAAAUGGAAGGAGCAACUCCUUUAGUGUUAUGUAGUCACUUUGUUGUCAUGUUGAUCCUACUUCUACCAGAUACAUCAGUGGCUGAACCAAGAUCCCAGAUAAUCCAGCUCAUAUGUGGAAACAAAUCGACGGUUUCCGUCCCAAAUUUUGUUGGUACAAUGGAAACGUUAAGUGAACAAGUGAGAGCUAGAGGAUAUGGAGUAGCCGUUACUGGCACUGGACCAGAUGCUACUUAUGGAAUUAGCCAAUGCUAUGGUGAUCUUUCAUUAAUUGACUGUGUCUUAUGCUUCUCUGAAGCGCGAACCCUUUUUCCCCAGUGCUUCCCUUAUAACGGAGCGCGAAUAUAUCUUGAUGGCUGCUUUAUGCGAGCGGAGAAUUACAGCUUCUAUGACCAGUAUUUAGGUCCAGAGGACAGGCGAGUAUGCGGAAACAGGAUGACAAAGGGUUCAUUGUUCCAACAGAAUGCUAGGGCAGCUGUUCAGCAAGCAGUUGGAAAUGCACCGAGUAAUAAUGGCUAUGCGCGUUCCCAAGUGUCAUUUCCCAGGGAUUCCAAUGAUACUGCUUAUGUUCUCGCUGAUUGCUGGAAGACGCUGAGUGCGAAUUCCUGUGCAGCGUGUUUGCAAAAUGCAUCUGCCUCUAUGUUACGAUGCUUGCCUUGGUCAGAAGGUAGAGCUCUGUACACUGGAUGCUUCAUGAGGUAUUCCGAUACCAAUUUUCUCAAUGCUAUUACUACCAACGGAGGCUCGUCAUCAAGGGGAAAAGUUGUAGUCACUAUCAUUGUUGUUAGUUCCGUUGUCGUUUUGGGAGUAGGUGCUUUCAUUGGUAUUGGUGUCUGGAAGAAUAAACUAAUCCAGAAGAAGAGAAAAGGUGCAAAUGAUGCCGAGAAAUUAGUGAAGAUACUUCAUGACAUCAGCUUGAACUUCAAGUAUUCGACGCUUGACAAAGCCACGGGGUCAUUUGAUGAGGCCAACAAGCUCGGGCAAGGUGGAUUUGGCACAGUUUAUAAAGGUGUUUUGGCAGAUGGGAGAGAGAUCGCCGUCAAAAGGCUGUUCUUCAACAACAAACACAGAGUUGCAGAUUUUUAUAACGAGGUUAACAUAGUCAGCAGCAUUGAGCACAAAAAUUUGAUAAGGUUAUUGGGAUGCAGCUGCUCAGGACCGGAAAGCCUUCUUGUAUACGAGUUCCUCCCAAACCAGAGCCUGGAUUGCUUCAUAUUUGACCCUAUCAAAGGUAAAGCUCUAAAAUGGGAGAAAAGAUUUGAGAUAAUUAUAGGUACAGCAGAAGGAUUAGUAUACCUUCAUGAGAACACAAAGACACGAAUAAUUCACAGAGACAUAAAGGCAAGCAACAUCCUGUUGGACUCGAGGCUCCGUGCAAAGAUUGCUGAUUUUGGGUUGGCCAGGUCAUUCCAAGAAGACAAGAGUCAUAUAAGCACUGUCCUUGCUGGCACAUUGGGAUAUAUGGCUCCAGAAUACUUAGCACAUGGUCAAUUAACAGAAAAGGCAGAUGUUUACAGCUUUGGAGUUCUUCUACUAGAGAUUGUUACUGGAAGACAAAAUAACAUGAGAAAAAACGACGAAGAUACAGUCAGCUUAGUUUCCGAUGUGUGGGAGCACUUUGAACGCGGGAUAGUGGAGGAGCUGUUCGAUCCGAAUCUCAUGUUGCAUAACUGCCAUACAAUCAAUGUACAAAAUGAGGUAGCGAGAGUGUUACAUGUUGGACUUUUGUGCACUCAAGAGAUCCCAACGUUACGUCCAUUCAUGUCUAAGGCAUUAAAAAUGCUCGUCAAGAAAGACGAAGAGUUGCCUCCUCCUACUAAGCCGCCAUUCGUGGAUGAGAAAACCAUGGAUCUUCAUGACCCUUGGGAGGAUUACUCACUUAAACAAGGCAAUUCUUCUUCAGUUGCCAACUUAUCUCAUAGUUCUUUUUACCCCAGAUGAUGAUAUCUCAGUGUCCUGAAAUUGAAGCAUAGAUUAUAGGCAUAUACAUAGAUAGACACAGUCUAGUCCCUUGGGUUGCAAGGGUGUUCAAUGUAAGUUCGUGAAGUUUGUCGUGUACAAGAUAUGUGAAGUGUAGUUCCUAAGUCUAUACUCAGAUACUUAAAUUUGUAUAAAGUUGAAUAAGUAGACACGUGUGUUUUAUGUGGCAUAAUACACGUAGGACACAAAUUUUCAUGUAGGAUGUCCCAUUAGAUGUGUGUGUAUUUGUUCAACUUGAUACACGUUUAAGUACCUACUUGUGCACACCAAAAGUUGAAGGGCAUAAAUGUGA